Molecule: messenger RNA, 264 nt
Organism: Aspergillus tubingensis
Lineage: Eukaryota; Fungi; Ascomycota; Eurotiomycetes; Eurotiales; Aspergillaceae
Exons: 2
Coding region: 1-264 (87 amino acids)
Source: RefSeq, a predicted model, not a curated record
AUGCCGUUACUGGCCUGGCGCUGGUGGCUGGCCAGCCGUAUUGGCGGCCGGCUGGGCGUUGGCAUUCUGUUGGACGUUGGCAUUCUGUUGGAUAUUGGCAUUCUGACCAAGACUUCCGACCAGGCAUUAUCAAGUUAUAGCAGUGCCGCAGCUGUCCCAGAUACAGGAGGAGCAGGUGGUGCUGCAGCAGGUAGUGCCGGUGGUGGCAGAGGCAGUGCUAACGGAGCAACCGGAGAUGCUGGUGCCAGUGCCAGUGCCGUAUGA